Messenger RNA from Colletotrichum costaricense, 426 nucleotides. RefSeq lists its product as uncharacterized. The record is from RefSeq and is a predicted model, not a curated record. The transcript is spliced from 4 exons. The coding region runs from base 1 to 426 and encodes 141 amino acids. Lineage: Eukaryota; Fungi; Ascomycota; Sordariomycetes; Glomerellales; Glomerellaceae.
AUGGCGACCGCCGCAGAUGUCGUCUACAUGGCCGAACCACCCAUCGGCGAGGCUAGAUUUGCAGCUAAGACCGUGGGCAUCGACUUGAUUACCACUUCAAUGGUCAUGAGCCUUGCCUUCUUGGCUACAGGAAUGGAAAUGAUCGAUCUAGGCGUUGUAUCGCAUUUCUGGCAGGUGACUUACGCAGAUUAUAACACCGGGUUUCUCAUUUACGGCACAUGUACCACCGUGAAGUAUUCUCUCAGUGUUGUACUGGCGAAACUCUCCUUCUUGUUCCUCUACCUGCGGUUGUCUCCCGAUCGAAGCUUUCGAAUAAUCGUCACAAGUCUCAUCGGAAUUGUCAUCGCUUAUUCUGUGGCCUAUCAACUGCUGAGCAUCUUCGGUUGUCGUCCAAUCUACGCAUCAUGUGACGCAGAGGCACUAUAG